AUCAACUGCUACCCAGUACCUCUCUGGCAACUGCCCCCAAUCGCAACAGUCGCGCGAGUGAAGCUUUACACGCUUUUCCCCUUCCAAUUCGGUCCAGGGCCGGAUUUCAAUCUGGCUUCCACCCUCUACAGGGCGUCGCCCAUCGACCCGGCUCUCAAACCCGGCUCCUCCCCAGAAGAAGGUGACUUUCCUUACGACUUGUCGGUCGAAACUUCUACACGCCAACCAUCCAGUGGAUCCGCGCCGUUUUCCACCAACCUACCCGAUAUCAAGAGUGUGACCAAGUUUGGUUCGAUAGAUAGUGACGGGUACCCAGGCUCUUCUGUGAGCACAUCGCUUCCAGGAUUGGCCGCUCUUGCCUCAGUUGCUUCAGCACCAACCUCUAAUCUUCGGUUCGUCGAGACCCCGUGA
Penicillium brevicompactum is the source of this 411-nucleotide messenger RNA. RefSeq lists its product as uncharacterized. The transcript has 2 exons. The record is from RefSeq and is a predicted model, not a curated record. The annotation marks the transcript as partial. Lineage: Eukaryota; Fungi; Ascomycota; Eurotiomycetes; Eurotiales; Aspergillaceae.